Molecule: messenger RNA, 14970 nt
Organism: Podarcis lilfordi (Lilford's wall lizard)
Lineage: Eukaryota; Metazoa; Chordata; Lepidosauria; Squamata; Lacertidae
Source: the annotation of a GenBank genome assembly
AUGGCACACGAGGAGGAGGUAAAAUGAUGGUUCUCCAUGCUGCAGUGCUGCAGCCCACAAAAAAGAGCUCUUAUUCACCCAAUGAUGAAAUCUUCUUAUGUUGCCAGUGGCAACUUAUCACCUGGAAUGAAUGGCGAUUCUCAGAGAGUGAGAUGUCCCAUAAUGUGCCUGGUCUUCGCUGGGGGCCCCAUGGCUGCUUUCGAAAUUUUUAAAAACUAGACAUGUGAAUUUCAAUCAUGUAAUCAGUGCCAUAUUAUUUGGUUUGCCUGCUGUAAUUCUAAUCACAGUUACUUGGAAGUGAGGCCCACAGAACUAUGUGCAUCCUAUUUUGGUCCACACAUGCAUAGAAUUAAGGUGAGUAAAAUAAGGAAAUAUUUUCUAGCAUCAGUGUUAUGAGAAAAAUAUGAAAACCCAUUGAAAUAUAAAAUGUGAAUGAGUCCUAAAUAGACAGAAAUAGAUAUAGUCAGUAGAACAAGGAUAGCGCCCCCACCCAACCCCUGAUGCUGUUGUACUUUAAUUCAUAUCAGUCCCAGCUAAUGGUCAGGAAUGAUGGGAGUUGUAGUCCAGCAACAUCUGGAGGGCCACGAGUUCUCCACCCCUGAAUUAGAAUUUGCUACAUAAGAAUAUAAGAAGAGCCCUGCUGGAUUAUACCAAAGGUCAGUCUAGUCUAGCAUCCUGUUUUCCACUGUUGGGCAAUCAGGUGUCUCCAAUUAUUUGCUUAAUUCCGUUUCAAACCAUCCAUCACAUGAAGGUGGACAGUUGAUAAACCUAUCAAGUCACUUCCUUCUUUGUGCUGUAUAAGAGCCAAUUCCACAGUAUUAACCAUUGUUUUCCAUCAGGAGAAGACAUACACUUUCAGAUCCUUUUGGAUGUUGUUACAAAAUGUGAGCAUGUCAAGCAUUUUUAUGCCUUUCUGUUUUCAGAUUUCUACCUGUGCGUAUCUGUAGUCAGAGAACAGUGCCUCAUGAUUAAAGACCACUUGUCUUGUUAAGAUCUGUACUUUCUCCUCUUGUUUUUCUCCCUUGACUGAUUCCUGAGCUUUCCCAGCAUUAAAAGUCCUAGCUGCAAGCACAGUCAGCAUUAAUAGCAGGUAAUAAUUAAUUAGUGAGGGAGGCCUCCUUCUGCAGUUUAUAGUUAUUUUCUAUAAACUCCUGGGAUCUCAAAUAACUGGAGAGGCAAAACAUGUUUGAUUUAUUAUUUGAUUUUUUUUCUUGAUUUGCACACCAUCUUUCAAAAGACCUGUGUCCAACGUUGUUUGUUGUACUAGCAAGAAAAGCAGUCAGAAAAGGAACAACAUUGGUCAUAUACACACACACCAGUCAUUUAAAGCACAUGGUUUCCCACAAAGUAGUUUGCCCCCUGGGAAUUGUAGUUUGUUCAGGGUGCUGGGAAUUCUAGCUCCAUGAGGGGGCAAACCACAGUUCCCAUGAUUCUUUGCUAUAACUGUAUGGCGUGGAUGUGCCCAUCAAGUCCACCUGCAUAAAAAGUUUUAAAAGAGAAUCUAAGAGCUGGCAUAGUGGUGAUAAGGCUUAAGCAUAAGAUGGUUUUCACAGCAUGUGUAAAAGGCGGCUUGACAGAUUUCCCUAGGAGGGAGUUUACAACCAUGGUGCCAGCACUGAAAAGGCCCUGUCCUUGUUACCAGCCAAUCAGAUCGUAACAGGUCAUAGGGCAGAGAAUAGGGCCUCUGACGUUGACUUUAGGGCCACAGUACUAUCAUUAGGACACAAGUGGUCCUUGGGCAUAUGAGAAGGAACAGCAGACUGUGGCAACAGGGAUACUUUGCAUCCAUAACAGCUAGGUUUUCUGAGUGCCAAAGCCCCCGCUGGAGCCUUGGCUGCUACCUAGUGAAACAGCUGACUGUACAACACUCCAUAAUGGAACAGGGCAGAGGCUGCCAAUCAUUUGUCAAUGCUAUCCUAGCUGCUACAAAAUUAAAGAUAAUGACAUUUUUUAAAGAACAUGACUCUGCUUUCCAACAAGUAAAUUAAGCAACACCGAGAUAGGUUAGCUAAGAGUGAGUGACCCAAGGCCCCGUAGUGAAUUUUCUGGCUGAGCCCAGGGUUCCCUAGACACAGCCCAAAACUAUUUAUUUAUUGUGAAUUGUUUUAGUGGGUGUAUUUAAUGUAAGCUGCUUCUGAGAGCCAUUAUAGCUGAAAGACAAUUUUAUUAAUAUAGUGACUCAAUAAAUAAGGCUACAGAACUGCUCCCACUUUCCUGGGAGUUAGUCCCAUCAAACCCAUCAAACUUUGCAAAAUACCUGAAGGAUUUGGGGGGGCACAUGCCCAUGACAUAAAUUUGAAUAAAAGUUGUGUGUAUUAAUUUCCACGCCUGGAUGUGGGAAAUUAAGACUGGGUGUGGCUGUGCUCUUGCCAUCACUGUUUAUUAGAGUGAGCCUAACUUCCCUAUAAAGCAAAGUAAACUCUGGGGGGGGGGGGUGUAAAGAAGAAAGGAGGGAAACAGGGGUGCCAACUUAAAUAAAAUAUUGUGGGUACCCAGGUAAGCCUUGCCCCACAUAACUGAUCACAUGACACAGUGCAUGCAUACUAUUUGAAUGGGAAUGCCCAUCAACUUUGUGUCCAUCAAAUAUAUUAUUGUGGGGGACGAAGCCUCUAUGGCCCCUGGGCGUUGGUUCCUAAGGAGAGAAAGCUGCAGUAGAUCUGAGAUCCAUAGGAGAAGACCCAGGGCUCAGGUGCUCUGGACUACCCCUAAAAGUACCCAUGUUUCUAAGUGGACAUUUAUAGGAUUGUGCUGUACAUCUUCCCAGGAAUGUUGCUGUUAAAGAUACAGGAGUGCCUUUUGAGGUCAUGCACCAGUAUUCCCAUAUAGUUGAGAGCUGUGAUGUCAUAAAGGUUGUCUGGUUCCGUGUGGAUAUUGUGGAAAUCAGGCAGGGCUUCUGCAAGGCUGGACACUGGUUGUGGGUUUUUCCACUGGCAUCUGCAUCACGGUAUGUUGAGCAUAGUACUAAAAACAUGGGUUUACUUAUGUGCCUUUUAACCAGGGCUGACUCUGCUAUAUCUGAUAAUGUAGGUGUCGGCUCAGUGCCCAGCACUUAUUACAAAAUCAAUAUCAUAUUAAAGGUGGUUUUAAAGCUGCUAUUGGUAGCCCCAAGAGCUGUGCGUGGAAUCUAUGAUUGUGACAGUACAAGUGCAAAAUUAGUGUGCAUCUUAGUGUGUUCAUAUAUGUGUAUUGUGAUAAGCUGGGCUUUUUUAAAAAAAGGGGGGAGGGGAAGCAAUAGAUUGCAAAACACCUCCAAAGUAUGUAACUGGACAGGUUCCAAGACAUGCCCAAAUGUUCCAAGGCCAAAUACUGCUUCAAAUCAAGCCUGUCUCAGGAGGAACAAAUUGCAUUCUGCACCACUGAGCGAUUAAUGGGGUGUGAAGUGCCUGCCUCUGCUAUGACAAAUGAUGUAUAUCUGCAGCAUGAUCUGCUCAGUAAAAUAAGGGCAAUGGAAAGACAAUGGAAAGGAAAUUGUUGAUUGCCUGUGAGCUGCUCUGGAUUAAAGGAACAUUGCCCUGUCAAACCAUCGUUUUAAAAAUGGAUAUGGUUCUGAUUUCUGGGUGAGCAGGUUUUUCCUAAUACCGCACAGCAACAGGCCUAUAAAUGUGCAGAAAUACUUUAAAAGGAAAUUAUUUGCUGGUGUUUAAAGCUUGCCAGAUUGGGAGGAGAAAAUAUUUAUUUUUUAAAAUAGUGGUUAGUAUUCCCACCUGUCACAUGGGAGGCUCAGGUUCUUUUAUGGACUGGAUAGCUCAGUUGAUUAGAGCAUGGUGCUGAUAAUACCAAGGUUGCAGGUUCGAUCCCUGUAUGGGACAGCUUCAUAUUCCUGCAUAGAAUAUUAUUCUAUGAUUCAUAUCAUAAAGAUAUCAGAACGGUGUACAACAACACAACAUGAAACACCAUUAUAAACACUGCAAAUAACCACAAAAAGUGCUUGCAAAGGCCUGUCAGCAUGCAAAGAUGCCUGGAAGUCAGAAGAGAAUGUUCCUGGGGAAGCCCAGCCAGAUGUAUGGGGUAUAAAUAAAUAAAUAAAUAAAUAAAUAAAUAAAUAAUAAUAAUAAUUCUAUGCUGGAAGAGUGUUUUAAAGCAUGGGACACUAAAUGCCCGGGGACACUAAAUGCCAGAAUCCUAGCAGAGGCCAGUCGGGCCUUGGCAACAGGGGGUUGACAAAACUGAUAGAAGACUGGCCAGAGAGCUAGCCUGGGUGCUGUCUAUCUACUGCUGAAGCCUGAAACAAAGAGAAAUUAGACAUGCUGCCACCCGUACCCCCUCAACAUUCCAACUAGAUCCACAAUUAAAGUGGGGUGUGGGUGGGAAUACAUCUGAAAUGACUCCCCCCUGCUGCUUUAACCUAGGGUUGCCAGACGUUCCCGGGGACAGUCCCCGGAUUUGAAAAUCUGUCCCCUGAAAGCAUGGCAGUGGCAGCAUCCUGGAACCAGCCUGUUACUGCAGUUGGCUCUGGCUGGCUUCAGGAGCUGCUCACUGCUCGCUGCCAUGGCGCCCGCCAUUUUUCAGCGCCAUGGCAGCAAUCAGCUCCUGAAGCCAGCCAGAGCCAACUGCACUACCAGGCUGGCCCCUCCUGGGCAAUGGCCGCCCGCCUGUGACUUCCGAGCCUCCCCAUAUCUGUCAAAACAAAGGGGGAAGGGGGAAGGAGAUUGGGGAAGGCUCGGGAGUCACGGGCACACAGAGUGCUAUUGCCCAGUUUUUAAAAAAACUCACUUUUAUGUUUCACGGUGCGAAAGAAGGGCUUUACUCCUUUAUACAAUAUGCAUGUGUGCUUGGGCCCAGGGUCUUUUGCCUCACCAUCCCCACUACUGACUCCUUGUUGCUACCCAGCUUCAAAAAAAAAAGUGUCUCCGGAUUUAUUGGGGAAAAAAUCUGGUAACCAUACUUUAACCAUCAUGGGCAAGUGUGCUGGUGACCUAGAACUGGACGACAGAGUGCAAGGGUUGCCGGGCCAGGAGAGUCCUACACCCUGAUAUAUCAGGGGCCAAACCUGAGACUUAGGGACUGCCCUUGGUGAUGUCAUGGGGAUGCCCCCCUGCUGAUGUCAUGGGAGCAGGCCCUAGAGAUGGAGGUUAAUUGGGAGAGGGGAGGGCAGAGCCACCCCAGUAUCUGUGCUAGAAUUUGUAGCUGGUUCCUGCGGAGUUGAAGCUUACUGCAUGCACAGCCUUUUUAAUAAAUUUUAUUUUAUUUUAUUAAAGGCACUCUCACCCACCUGGAGAUUCAGGCCUGCCACUUGCCACUUGGAAGGGGCCAGGCAAGCCUGGAGAUUCCAGGUCAGACCUGGAGGUCUGGCAAUCCUAGUCAAGGCCCAUUGGCAUGCGGUCAGCGGACCAGGGGGACUAGGCAGAGGGCCUUCUCGGUAGUGGCACCCACCAUGUGGAAUGCCUUUACAUCAGAUGUCAAGGAGAUGAGUAAUUAUCAUCAUCAUUUUUAUUAUUAUUAUUUGUAUGCUGCCUUUCCAUAGUUGAAACUAUGCUCAAGGCGGCGUACAACAUGAGAAGAUUUACAUAAUUACAUACAUAACAGAAGUCAUAAACAAUAAAUAAAACACAUCAAAAAGUACACAACCAAAUGGAAACAAUUUCCACGUAAAUCAUAAGAUCUAAAACUAAAGAUACAACAAUAAUAUCAAUAACAGCAAUGACUCUCUCAACCCCCCAUAAAUAAUACGCCAGCCCAAGAAUCUGUUCAACAGCCUCAGCUUUUGUAGCUGGAGUCAGUCAGCACUCCACUCUCCCAGGCCAGAUGGGAAAAGGCCAGCAAGGCAGGGUGCAGGUCUUCCAGGGCUCACAGCCAAGAUGGUCUCAUUUAAAACAACACAGAUAAAAAUUGAAACAAUUUAAAAUAGGAGCCCUCUUUGCUAAGCAGCAGCCGCAGUCCUUGUGAAGCCUGUCAAGCCCCACGCUAAGCCAGGUGGAAAGAGGCAAGGGGCAGGCCCCUUCAGGCCCUCAGCAGGCAGACCUUUAGGAGACAUCUGAAACCAGCUCUGUAUAGGGAAGCUUUUUAAGGUUUGGUGUUUUACUAUGUUUUUAUAUGUGCUGGAAGCUGCCCAUUUUUUAACAAAACUUCCCUUUACAGGAUUGCCUUCAGACAGCUCGGGAGUCAAAUAAAUCCAUACCCUCCAAAAUUUCUACAGUGAAAAUAGGGACAUCCCAAGGAAAAGCGGGAUUUUCCAGGAUCCAAUCAGAAACUGGGAUGGCUUCUAUAAAUCAGGGACAGUUGGAGGGUCUGUCUUCCUAAUGUUUAGUAGGAGCCUCCUUUCUUGUAACUUGAAUCUAUUGAUUGGAGUCCUACCCUCUAGAAGAGCAGAAGAGAACCUGAUUAUGUCAACCAUGUGGCAGUUGCUGCAUCUUAUCAUUUGUCCUUUCCCUCAUCUCCUACCCCCCAUUUGCUUGUGUUUUUUAGAUUCUUCUGGCCUCAAAGACGGGGGUUUGCUCAGCCAAGACGGCUGUAUGUGUGUUUAUGUUUUGUGUGGACAGUCCAGAGAAAUCACUAGGCUUGACAGAAUCCCUGCAGCCUGCGAAAGCCAUGGAUUUGACACGGCACAAAAUAGUGCAUGCCCACAUGCUGUGCCUGGCAGUUUGUACCUCCUGCAUCCAGGGCAUCUCCUCCCCUGCAAGGAUUUCCCGUGCAUUUGUCACUCUCAAUGGGUUUAGAAGGCGCACCAUUUCAAGACAAAUCAGGAGGCCUCCUCUGUCUCUGCAGGCGAACACAAAGAAAAUGGGCCUUGAAAUUCACCGUAAGUUUUUUAAUUUCAUUUGAAGAACAGCCACAUAAUCAUUAGUGAGGAAAUUAUAUAGUUGUCUUAUUAUUUUUUCAUUGUUUAUUAAUUUAGAUGCUGCUUUCAUGCCCAAAUGACUUCCAAGUGGUUUACAGGUAUAAAACCACAGGAUCGUAGGCUUUAUACUGAUGGGAUGUGGGUGGCGCUAUAGUCUAAACCACUGAACCUCUUGGACUCGCCGAUCAGAAGAUCGGCGGUUCAAAUCUGCGUGAGGGGGUGAGCUCCCAUUGCUCUGUCCCAGCUCCUGCCAACCUAGCAGUUUGAAAGCAUGCCAGUGCAAGUAGAUAAAUAGGUACCUCUGUGGCGGGAAGGUAGAUGGCAUUUCCAUGCGCUCUGGCUUCCGUCAUGGUGUUCCGUUGCACCAGAAGUGGUUUAGUCAUGCUGGCCACGUGACCCGGAAAGCUGUCUGCGGACAAACGCUGGCUCCCUUGGCCUGAAAGCAAGAUGAGCACCGCAACUCCAUAGUCGCCUUUGACUGGACUUAACCAUCCAGGGGUCCUUUACCUUUACCUUUUAUACUGAGUCAGACCCAUUGGCCCAUCUAGCUCAGUAUUUUGUAUAGAAGCAGCCUAAAGUUUACCCGCGUCCUAUAUGUAAGUGAUCACAUGCAUCACACUGAACCCAGAAGUGACCCAGAGACAUCAUAAAGAUGUCAUGGAAACAUCACCGAAAGGGCGGAACGGGGGCAGACUGGGGUGCUUGCAGGCUUUUUCAAUGUGUUUCAAUUAUCUGCAAUUUCACUGACUGUAGCAGUGUUCUUCAACCUCAGGAGCAACUCCCACCUUCCCUGACCACUGGCUAAGACCACUGGAAGUUGUCUUCCGGGUUAGCGCCUCUGGCAAUGGCGGAAUUCCUCUGAUCGGGAGGAAUCCGCUCAGUGGAAAUCAGGGUCUGGCCGCCACGGCGAAGGCGGAGACCCACUAAAAACCACAGGCGGGAGAAGCUUGUGGACGUGGGAUUCGGCUGGCACCUUUUGCGUCUCCCCUACUAGCAGGGAAACCUGGUUUCGGGGAUCCGGAGCGACGUGGAGUGAGUGGCACGGUGCCUCGAAUCGACUGCUUCUUUCACGGAGUGAAGCCACAUUGCUGUUGCAGGAGAGCGCUGUCGAUCCAUCGGUUAAAUCAUCAAACCCCCCUUGGAAGCAGGAGAAGAGGGGGGAAAUUUAAGAUCGCGUAAGCCUGCAGGAGAGAGUGAAGAAAGUCAAAUUACCACCGCUCUGAACCUGGAAACGGGCUGCUAGUAAGAUUGAAAUUUUGGAUAUGCUCAUUGACUGUGAAUAGAUCGUCUGCUGACAGUAAGUUAAAGAAGAGAAAUACAUUGUUUCCAUUGUCUCCUUCUGUGUUUAAAAAGGAGUAAAAGUAACUGAAAAUUGAAACUAACUUUAUUGUUUGAACUGUGCUUAAAAGGAUUGAUACAAUUAGAAAUUGUUUCCCCCUAGAGGAAGCCUUUGAAAUUGUUACAAGAGCUGAGCUGGGGAAUUUCCACCUGCAAGAUAAAACUGUGAGGAUCUGGGAUUGACCUUGGACCGUUAAGAAUGUUGACAGAAGAAGCCUUAGUGGUUGCAUUAUGUAAGAUUAAUGAUUCAUUGGAACAGCUACAUAAGAAGACGGAUGCGAGGACUAUAAAAAUUGAUAACUUGGAACAAAAAGUGACUAAUUUGGCACAAAAAGUCAAUAUUAAUACAGAAAUUAUUCAGGAAUCGAUACAGGGAUCUAUUUUGACAUGGCAAAUUGAGGAGAAGGCGGGGGAGAAAGUUUUUGCUGUGGAACCUAAAGUGGCACAAGUGGAGAGGGAGAGAGCCCCAGCCUUACAGUUGCAAUUUGAUGAUUAUAAGUUGAUGCCUUUCAAGACUGAAUUUAGAGAAAGUCAGACUUUUAGGAUUGGAGCCCGGCUUGGACUGGAGAAAGAAAGUUGGAUAGAUCCCCUCAUGCAGGGGUUUAUUGACCUUUGGGACCUGGACUUGGGUCAGGAGGAGACUGGAGUUGUGGGGACCGCCAGACUUGGAGGAACUUUGAAACACGACUGGAAAUAUCUUUUGAAUCUCAGUUCUAACUAUGGAGAUUUGGCUGACUUGUCGAGAAGGAAUAAAAACAUUGCUAGUUGGGAAUUUCCCGGAGAUCUACUUUUCAGCAUCAAAGGAAGGAAAAUAAGAACAAGAUCAGGAGAAGACAAAGUAAAGUGCAUGUAUAAAUAUGAAGAAGACUUGCAGAAGGGACCUGGAAAAGAGUUAAGAGCCUCGGACAGAAGAUCACCAGGUUGAUGGGCUAUAUGGAAUUGACGGAAAUGACUGGCAGAACCCGAGACCAGGGGGAAGAGACGGUGGAAGAAUAUUGGAAAAAGUUUAAAAUCUAUAUAUGGAAAUAAUGUAAAAUUAAUGAGUGUUAGAAAAAUGUUGGAAGGGAAUUAUACGGCUUUUAGUAGAAAUAUUUUAAGGAAUUAAGUAUAAAUAAGUAUUAUAGUAUUAAUGGAAAAUAAGGUUAAAAUAUGUUAAGAUAAUUACAUGACAGAAAAUAGAGAAAGAUGGAAAGGAUUUGCUGAAACAAUUAAUAGAAACGGAAUACAAAAAGGGAGGUGAGAGGAGGUCGAUGAAACAAGGGAAUGAAAGAGAGGAUAUUGAGAUGGUAUGAUGUGUGUUUUUUGAAUUGUUUUUGCUUUUGUUUUGUAUAAUGUGUUAAUGUUAAUGUUGUGUUCUGUAUUGUUUAUAUAUUGUAUUGUAUUGUUUUCUCUUUUGCUUUUUUUCUUCUUUUCUUUUUUCUUUUCUUUUCUUCUUUUUGUAAGGUUUAAAAGCAACAAAUAUUAUUUUUUUUUUUUAAAAAAAGACCACUGGAAGUUGUAAUGCAAUAAUAUACAGGCACCUAAGUUUGAAGAACACUGGUCUAUACUGACUGGUAGUUGCUCUCCAGGGUUUUAGGCAAGGAACAUUCACAGCUCUACCUGGCGGUGUGAGGAUCAAACCUUCUUCAUGCCAACUUGAAACCUUCGUGCAAAGCAAAUACUUUGCCACUAAGCUAUGAUCCUUCUCCAGUUUUAUAAAUCAGUUGAAAAGGCAACGCAUCAUUAAAAUACAAAAUAAAGCACUGAAAACAAAAUGUGCCUCAAAGCAAGCCAAUUAAAAAGCAUAACUGUUAAGAGAGGAGGUAAAACAAUUAGACCAGGAAGUUUUGCAAGGUGACGGUGGGGAACCUUUGACUCUCCAGAUGCUGCUGGACUACACAGCUUGGAUCAGCCCCAGCCAGAGUGUGCAAUAGUCCAGGAUGAUGGGCAGUGUAGUCCAGCAACAUCUGGAAGGCUGCAGGUUCCCCACCCCCGUAACAAAAUCUGGCUCCAGUGUGCUAUCAUUAGGCACACAGCCAGCCCAGGGCAUUUUGCUGCCCUAAGCAAAACUGAAAAUGCCUCUGCCCAGCCACUCACCUGCUGCUAUACACCCACACAGAGCUGCUCACUUGCACACCACCUGAGGCAGCUCAAGGAGGCUGGUGGUGGUGGUGGCAAACAGACAGAGGGUAGGUCCACCACUGGCAGGUGGGAUCUACUGCCUGAGGCAGGUCAGCUCUGUCUUAGGGUUCCAUAUUGGUCAAGAACGUGCAAAGAAUAUGAGCUCAGAAUUAAAGCCUACACUUUAUAUAAAUACAUCUGAAGGCUCAGCAAAUGAGAUCAAAGAUCUCAGGCACUGCUUCUGUGAAAAAACCUUUGCCUCCUUGAGAUGCUGAUACUAAUAAGGGGUCAAAGUUCUUCCAGACUUUGACUUUCAUACUGAAAAAACACACCAUGAAAUUUCUUUUUAGUUUGUCAGUUGGAACCACUCAGUGAGUUUUGAGCCCUAAGCUGUUGCAAGCUUAGGUUGGCCAAAAAUAUUCCUGAGCGUAAUCGAUUUAAACUAUCUUUCAUGUUUUUACCUUUGUUUUCUUGUGUCUGUUUAUUUCUUCUGUCCACUGCCACAAUAUAUUUUAUGGUGGGCAGUUUAUACUUUUUAAAAAUAUAUAUACAAGAACUAAUAAAUAAAAGCCCCAGGACCAAGAGGAUGUCCAGGAUUCUGCAAUCACAAGUGAUGUAUUUGUGUCUUCCCUAAUCAGCAGCUAUCUUCAGCCAAUAACGCAAGAGCAGCCAACAUGGUGCAUUCCAAAUGCUGUCGGACUACAACUCCCCAAACCCCUAUCAAUUUGCCUCACUGACUGGGACUGAUGGGAACUGGGGUCCCAACAAAGAUGUGAAGGGCACCACGGCUACCUCUGAAUUAAUACAUCUCUCUGAGGAAAAUGUAUAAUUAGGAACAUACACAACCCAUCCCCUGGUGCUGCUAUGAUACUUCUGCUACUAAGCUCCUUUUGCCUGUUCUAGAGAAAAAAACCACCACAACAAUGGUUUGAAUCCAGAGAAGAGCUAGUGGAACUCUGCUUGUGCAAUAUGCACUUAUUUUGCUUUGCGCAAGGCCAAAAGCCACUCCUAUGGGUUGAGAAACCUCUGGAAAAGAAUGGAAUGGGGCAUGGAGAGUGGAGCAGGGCAAGGAAAUCUGAAGAAUUUGGAUUAAAGAAUUUGUUAAAAAUCAAACAAACUAUUGUUUUCAGUAAACAGUAUACCAUAACCAAAAAGUAACAAACAGACCACCAAGAAGAAGAAAAGAACAGAACAAAACAAAACAAUAACACCAUGUUAGAUCACUCAUAGAGCUUUUGUAUCAGAAUUCACAAGAAGAUUUUUUUUAAAAAAACCGAAUUUGAUAGAAUCACCUACAAAUUUUUAUUUUUAUUUUUUAUAUACUUUUCAGAUAUAUAUAUUUCACUGAUUUUACAAUCAUUUUGACAUUUUAAAACUUGAUUUCCUUCCCCCUCUUUCUGCAGUUCCUUAAAUUUAUUUUUAAUAUCUUCUGCAUAUCCAAAUUAAUUUUACUUAUCAUAUAUAUAUAUAUAUAUAUAUAUAUAUAUAUAUAUAUACAUACACUCUUAUGUAGCUGCAGGUUGUUACAAUAAUACUGCCUGUGUUUUUCUCUGUUUACAAUUUAUCUGCAAAUAUUUGAUAAACCAUUUCCAUUCUUUUAUAAAAAAUUUGUUAUCUUGAUUUCUUAUUCUUCCAGUAAGUUUCACCAUUUCUCCAUAUUCCGUAAGUUUUUGUAUCCAUAUUCUUUGCUGGGACUUCUUCUUUCCAUUUUUGGGCAAGUAACAUUCUUGCUGCUGCUGUAUACAUGAAUAAAUUUCUAUAAAAUUUAGAUAGAAAGGCUCUAGAAUCACCUAGAGAUGCAGAAUCAAAUUUCCUUCCCAGCUAGCUCUGGAGGGUGAGUUAUUCAGGUGAGUUCUUCCAGCCACCAGAAGUGGUCACACAGGGAGCCACUGAGACCUGUGUCUGCUCACAAUGUCAGUUUUAUUUUUUGUGCCUUUGCUGUCUCCCCCGCAGGUGUUCGCCGGUCCUGGCUGUCAGAUUACCUGGAUGAUGUCUGGACUCAUGUCUUCCACUCUUUUCCAAGAUCGGCUCUGUACGCCUUCCCGGCUGCUUUGGGGAUCCUGUUCCUUCUCUGCUGUGCCACGUAAGUGUCAUAGCAAGGGAUUUAUUCCACCUACCAAUGUCUGAACUAAGGUAGGGAUGAGGGCCUUGUAGGCCCUCCAACCAUCACUGGAUUACUACUCCCAUAAUCUCUGAUCAGAUGGAGCUGGUGGGAAUUGGGAGUCCAGUCCAGUCCAGUUCCCCGAGCGGUUUAGCAGCCAAUCCCUCUUCCCAGGAAAUUCUGCGAAUUGUAGCUCUAUGAAAGGAAUAGGGACCAAUUCACAGCAUCCUUAAUAAACUACAGCUCCCGUAAUUCUUUUUUUUCGGGGGUGGAAGGAAACUAUGAUUGUAUAAAGUGGUAUAAUAUUUAUUUAAAUGUAAGUGCAGAUGGGCCUGAGAUAUGAAACUUGUUUUCCUCUCAGUGACCUGCAGUAACUUUGUCCAAAGGUUGCCCUGGCUUGAACUUCCUCAAUUAGACUGUCUUCUUGCGCAAUUCUGUCAGAUGUCUGUAGUCAGAGGCAACCAGUCAACGCUGCCUUUCUGGUGACCGGCUUUAAAUAGCACUCACCUUCAGAGAGAGGGAGGCUCACAGAGGCAGAUGGUGGUGGGGAAUAUUGAAAUAUAACUGAAAAAGACCCUAAGGUGGUAGUGAGGCAAAAACACAGGAGACCCACUGCCAGUCAGUGCUCAGUAUAUGGUCUGGCUCCGUAUAAGGAAGCUCCCUGCGUUCUUAGGAAAUAUUUUCUCAGCCUUUAUGUACUCCUUGCACUCAUGCUCAGAGGGUCUCCUGCAGAUAUCAUCACAUCAAAUGAUCUGCCCAUGCAAUGUAGAAAUUAGGCUUUUACUGUAAUGUGGUGUCCCCUACUCUUUAGAACUUUUCCCUAGUCCAUUGGAGUUGGGCCCCAUUUCUAUUAUAUUUUUGGUACCUUGUGAAGACUUUUUCAAUGAGCCCUCUAAGUGCAGAUUGUUGUUCCUGUUGUCAUGAUCCUUACGUUUAUUACCCUGCCUUCACCAGCAGGUCCCAAUUUAAUAUUCAGAAAUGAAAAUCAGUUUCAACAAAUUAGUUUCAGGAAUAGGCAGUGCUUUUCUCUCCCUCAGGGGGUACUCAGGGGUAUGUUGGAGAAAAGUGUGGCAUAUACUGUAACAACUUCACGGUGAGUACCGGCACCUAUUUUUCUAGAGAAAAAGCACUGGGAAUAGGGUUGUAAUUGUAUUGGAUUUGAAACUUGAAAAAGACCCUAAGGUGGUAGUGAGGCAAAAAAACACACACAAUUUUUUAAAAAUUUUCUUUAUUUUUACUGUUAACCACUUCAGGGUAUUAAAUUGGAUACAUAGAGUACGUGAAACAUUAAAAAAAAAAGAAAUUCAAAACAGCAAAAGGCUUUUGUUUUCUCAGAGUACAAGCGAGGGGGUCUUAUUUUGCUUUUAGCUGAAUAACGCUGGGGGAUGCUGUGAACACAGUGAAUUUUGAUUUCAGUAAGGCUUCUGACAAAGUCCCCCAUGAUAUUGUAUUCUUGCGAGGAAGCUGGUAAAAUGCGGGUUAAACGAGGUAAUUAUAAGGUGGAUUUGUACCUGGUUGACCGACAGAGCCUAAAGAGUGUUUGCUAAUUGCUCCUCGUCAUCCUGGGGGAAAGUGACAAGUGGGGUGCCACAGGGUUCUGGCCCAUAGUUGUUCAACGUCUUUAUAAACGGCUUAAGUGAAGGAAUUGAGGGGGUACUGCUCAUUCAAUUUGCAGAUGACACAAAACCGGGAGGGGUAGGAAAUACUGCAGAAGAAAUAAUUAGGGUUCAAGAUGACCUUGACAGAUUGAAGAACCAGGCCCCAACUAACAAAAUGAAUUUCAGUAUGGAGAAAUGCAAGGUUCUGCAUUUAAGCAGGAAAAAACGAGCAGCACCAGUAUAAGAUGGGGGACAGCUGCAUUCUAAGUUCUGCCAGUUUUCAGUACUGUGUGCAGGGCCAGAUUUAGGUUUCAUGAGGCCCUAAGCUACUGAAGGUAAUGGGGCCCUUUAUAUGUCCAGCUGUCCUUUGUCAACAAAUUGUCACUGUUUUUUUGUGUUGAAUAAAGUGAUACCUUGGGUUACAGAUGCUUCAGGUUACAGACGCUUCAGGUUAAAGACUCCGCUAACUGAGAAAUAGUACCUUGGAUUAAGAACUUUGCUUCAGGAUGAGAACAGAAAUCGUGCGGCGGGGUGGCGGCGGGGGUGGGAGGCCCCAUUAGCUAAAGUGGUACCUCAGGUUGAGAACAGUUUCAGGUUAAGGACGGACCUCUAGAAUGAAUUAAGUUCUUAACCCAAUGUACCACUGUAUAUGCUAUAUGGUAAUUUAUGGACCUAAUAGGUAUCUAUAGCCAAUUGCACAUAACAAAAUAUGUAUUUUAUCAAAGUAUUUGUUGAACUUAUCUUAUAUUUUGGAAAUGUACAUCCAGGGUUUUUUUUUCCUUUCAUUUUUUUGGGGUGCCCCAAGAGAGUGGGGCCCUAAGCUAUAGCUUGUUUAACUUAUACAUAAAUCCGGCACUGACUGUGUGGUUUGGAAGGAGUUGGUAAAAUAAAGAACACUGCCUUCACUCUUCUGUGUAUUUCCACAAUUCUGGGGGUUCCUGCUUUUUCUUAGGCAAUCAGUUUCUAUUCUUUUUAUAGUCCAUUUACGCAUACACAAAUGCAUUUUUCAUCAGUGUGGCCUUUUGUGUGUGUUUUCCAGAGUCCUUAUGGAUUAA